Molecule: messenger RNA, 1395 nt
Organism: Microstroma glucosiphilum
Lineage: Eukaryota; Fungi; Basidiomycota; Exobasidiomycetes; Microstromatales; Microstromataceae
Product: mitochondrial carrier
Exons: 3
Coding region: 151-1221 (356 amino acids)
Biological process (GO): transmembrane transport
Molecular function (GO): transmembrane transporter activity
Source: RefSeq, a predicted model, not a curated record
UGCGGAAAGGGAGGCAGGAGCGGGGGCCACCACCGAGAAGCCUUCUUUACUGGAGGUAUUGCUCAUUGUCUCUACCAUCGUAGCGAGGUGUCCAAACGUCCGAGUGUUGCUGCUACCGUUCCAUAGACUCGGGUUGGAGGCAAGAGUAGCAUGGGCGACAAUGCGACCCCUUCGGCUGCCGUCGACUUUCUUGCCGGCACCGCUGGAGGCAUAGCCUCGCUACUAGUGGGACAGCCAUUUGACACCAUCAAGACUAGACUGCAAGCUCAGGCCACCCCACAAUUCAGCCUACAAGCUGGACAUGCGACCCCGGUUGCGGCCUCAACCUCCACCACCCCUCUCUUGAAUGCUGCUGCAGUGGCUCCACGGAGUGGAGCAGCGGCUCCUGUCCCAUCGUACGGAGCAUCGAUCAUUUCCGUAGCGCCCACACGGUACUAUCGUUCAGCUACCGAUGCUCUACAGAUCAUUGUCCGUGAGGAGAAGUUCUUUGGGCUCUUCAAGGGCGUUACGUCUCCCCUCUUGGGCGUAGCAGCGAUGAACGCCUGCAUCUUUGGCUCCUACGGCCUCGUCCUACGCUACCAAGGCGGAAGCGAGGCCGGCGGUGGUGCUACAUUAGGACAGAUCUUUCUGGCAGGAUGUGCGAGUGGAGUGAUAUCUUCGCUCCUCACCACUCCCAUUGAACUCAUCAAGAUCCGCGAGCAGCUGGACUGCUCUACGAAGGGCGCCAAGCCACAGACCUUGACAAUCAUCAAGCAGCUGUGGGCGAAGAGGAGGCUUGCAGGGCUCUACCGCGGCCUAGGGGCCACAUGUCUGCGAGACCUGGGUUACGGUCCUUACUUUCUCUGCUACGAGGUCUUCAAUCGGAUGCUCCUCUCUCUGCACGACGCUACGCCAUAUCCUUCCUCACAGCCGCCUCAGCUUUCGAACCUGGAGUUAGCAUGCUCCGGAGCUCUGGCGGGCGUUCUGGCCUGGGUCUCUACUUUUCCAAUCGACUGCAUCAAGACGAGGGUACAGGCUUCGAAUCGCAUCGAUGGAGAGGCGGGUUGGAGCCUCGGGCGAGGCAGUGUAGUCGCUGCGACGAAGGAGAUCUGGAGAGAAGGCGGUGUGAGAGCCUUCUGGAGAGGUGUAGGAGCGACCGUGAUGAGAGCGAUCCCCGUCAAUGCUUCCCUUUUCGUCGUGUACGAGGCGACGAAAGAGGCCCUGACCAAGAGGGGUUUCUGAGAUGAGAUCGUCUCAUUUGUACAUAGACCCAUAUGCAUACACGGUGCAAUGUCAUCGAAUCUUUCGUCAAAUGUCUGCACCCCACAGUCAUUUCACAUCCCCAAUGUUGCUACUACUUUGCACGUUGCCACAAAUCAUAAAUCAGCAUGCCACUAUACGGCAUUGUUCUCAUCC